CGUGCAAAAACAGCGUGUGGAGGACGGCCACAUCUCCUAUUGAAAACAAGUGGAUCUCUGUGGAUAAGAUCACCGGGCAGCCAUGGAAGAACUUACGGCUUUUGUAUCCAAAUCUUUUGACCAGAAAAGCAAAGAGAGCAGCAGCGGCAGUGGCAGCGGCAACAAGAAGGAGACGAUCACGUACAGGGAAGUUUUGGAGAGUGGGUUGGCUCGCUCUAGGGAGCUUGGAAACUCUGAUUCUAACCUGCAGGACAUGACCGAGAGCAGCAACCAUUGCCCGGUGCAUCUUUUCAAGGACCACGUAGAGAGCGACAAGGACAAACUGAAGGAGUUCAACACGGGCAGGACAGCGGAAGGGAUAUACGAAUGCAAAGAGAAGAGGGAAGAUGUGAAGUCAGAAGAUGAGGACGGACAGACCAAGCUUAAACAAAGGAGAAGCAGAACCAAUUUCACACUAGAGCAGCUGAACGAGCUGGAAAGACUUUUUGAUGAGACUCACUAUCCAGAUGCCUUCAUGAGGGAGGAACUAAGCCAGAGGCUGGGAUUAUCUGAAGCUAGGGUUCAGGUCUGGUUCCAGAACAGGAGAGCAAAGUGCCGAAAGCAGGAAAACCAGAUGCACAAAGGUGUGAUCCUGGGAACCGCCAGCCAUCUAGACGCCUGCAGAGUAGCCCCCUAUGUGAAUAUGGGAGCCCUGAGGAUGCCUUUCCAACAGGUAGUUAGCUCCGGUUUUAUUUUACUUUCCCUCAGUAAGCUCCGACCCCCAUUCGUCCAGGCGCAGCUGCAGCUGGAGGGCGUGGCGCACGCGCACCCGCACCUGCACCCGCACCUGGCGGCCCACGCGCCCUACCUGAUGUUCCCGCCGCCGCCCUUCGGGCUGCCCAUCGCCUCCCUGGCGGAGUCCGCCUCCGCCGCCGCCGUGGUGGCCGCCGCCGCCAAGAGCAACAGCAAGAACUCCAGCAUCGCCGACCUGCGGCUGAAGGCCCGCAAGCACGCCGAGGCGCUGGGGCUCUGACACGCUUGCCCCGAGUCCCCCGUCACAGCCCGCCCCGGGUGCCCGCGCCGGGCGGGCGUGUGACCCGCACGGACCGCCGCUCUGCCCCCCCGCUCCUCCCCAUCCUCCUCCUCCCUGGCUGCGGGGCGAGCACCGAGCGCUCCGGCCGCCCCGCCGCCUUCUCUCCUUUUAUUGUUUUAUUAUAUAUAUAUUUUUGUUUUGUUUUCGUCCCUUUCCCCUUCCCCGAGGCCCGCGAGCGCCGCCGUGCUCGCCCGCUCGGCCGCAGGGACUCGGCGGCCGGAGGUGCCGCGUGGCGCGGGGGGGACGCGCCGCGGGCCGCGGACACGGCACACGCGAGCAGCAAAGGCGCACCCGCCAGCCAGAGACUCCUCGGAGGACAAAGUAGGUGGGAGGAGACAGAAAAGAGAGUUAAAAAAAAAUAACAAAAAAAAAAAAAAAAAAAAAAAAAAGGAAACCAUCUCUAAAUUAUGGUAAUCUGUGAACAUUGGGGACACUUUGGAUUUUUGACCCUGGCAAAAGUGAUCGCUCCGGCAUAACGUCAUCUGCUGCUGUCAGUUUUGCUACCUUGUGCAUGUGUCAAACUAAACACGUUUUGAAGAUCAGAAAUAUAUUAGAACAAAACUAAACAAAACAAAUAGUAAUAAUAAUAAAUAAUAAAUCCUUGGGGCUGGUCUCCAUUAAAGAUGACAUUUCUUUGUUGCCAACAGUAUUAUUUCACUGCCAUGAAUCUCUUCCAUCACUGAGGAGCUGCUGCAGAACUGGUUUGAAUUUAAAUGUGGAAUUUCAGAUCUGAGGCAAGGCAGGUUUUUAUUUUCCUUCUUUUCUUUCCUAAAAAAAAAAGGAAAAAAAAAAAAAAAAGAGCAGCAAUAACAAAAAAGUGUGUGUCUCAAAUGGCUAUGUCCUUUGAAAGGAGAAAAAAAAAGAGAGACUAGAAUUUACAAAUUGUUAGUGAUAACUUGAAAGAUGGGAACAAUAAGAAAUGCACUUGUUUUACCAGAAGUACCUGAACUCAAAGAGACGUAUUGUGCCAUAGAAACAGGUCAGUUUUUCAUUUUUUCCCCCCAAAUGCCUAGAUCUUUGAACCAGAAUCUCACUGUUUUACAGGAUGUAGAAAGAAUGAAUUAUACAACAAAGAUGGACAUAUGGUUUUAAGGCAUAAUACUGAUGCAGCAUUACUUUUAGUGAAAUGCAAUUAAGUGCAGUAAAGUGCAAUACUGUAAAUAUUAUAGAUUUUAAAAAAAUAGCCGUACUUUUUCUGUUAUUAACCAAUUCUGCAAGAUCUAUAACUUAAAUCCUUUAUGCUCAGACUGGUGCA
This is a messenger RNA of Prinia subflava (tawny-flanked prinia), 2327 nucleotides long. RefSeq names its product SHOX homeobox (gene SHOX). Gene Ontology annotation, cellular component: nucleus. The record is from RefSeq and is a predicted model, not a curated record. Lineage: Eukaryota; Metazoa; Chordata; Aves; Passeriformes; Cisticolidae. Bases 83 to 1012 code for a protein of 309 amino acids. The transcript is spliced from 5 exons. Gene Ontology annotation, biological process: regulation of transcription by RNA polymerase II. Gene Ontology annotation, molecular function: sequence-specific double-stranded DNA binding; DNA-binding transcription factor activity, RNA polymerase II-specific.